This is a messenger RNA of Porites lobata, 9408 nucleotides long. The record is from the annotation of a GenBank genome assembly. NCBI's taxonomy places the organism in Eukaryota, Metazoa, Cnidaria, Anthozoa, Scleractinia, Poritidae.
AUGCUUUUACAUUUUUCACUUUUUAGCCGAAACAGUUUUCACAUUGAAGGACAAGCACUAAAAGCGGAAAACAGGAACAGGAUAAACUUGUAUCACUCUUCGAAAACCUCUCACAUAUGUUGCGCACGGUAUGUUUAAGAUACAAGGGGUUAAAUGAUACAAUAUACUUUACACGUUAAGUGACUUAGUUAAAAAAUAGGUUAGGAAACAUUUUAAUACGAGGUACUGCAUUAACUAGCUGAUUCUCGAUCGAAAACAUUUUCCAGUUUACUCUCGAAAAGCUCAAUAUCCUCGAAUACGCGCAGGUGCACUCUUCAUACAGCAAAAUUCGAAUUACAAUUUUUUUUUUCUUUUUUCGCGUAAGGGAAAUCAGUCGAAAUGGCAUACUGAGUGAUUUUUUAUUUUAUGUACAGUAAGGAAAAACUCCAUUUAAAACUGAUUAUAUAACGCCCCGAAAUUUAAAUUUUCAUUAAUGGAAGUUAAUGCAUUAUCAGAAUGAUUAAGGAAAAUAACGAUAAAUGUCUUUUUCCGGCUUUUGCGAUGAUUAUCUUCAUCGCUGCCCGCUGAAUUUAAUUUGUGGCAUUGCCUCCCAUAUUAUCUCCACAGUUUCGGCGACACUUUCGCUCCUGAGUAUUUGUUAAACUAACACUAAUUUUUUUUCAAUAAUCCUUUCUUUUACUUUGGGUAGUUAUGCCAGAGUCUCACAGAGUUAAUAGCAACGUUAGAAAUGUUAUUCCUAACUAAAGAUAAUAAUAACAUACUAUGCCUUAAAUUCAACUUUUAGGGAAGAAAAAGCUAAAAAAAACCAUCAUUGGAAGCCAAGGUGAUAUAAAAUGAGCGGUAAAAUCAAUUUAGGUCUUUGCCAAUAACGUGUUCAGUUUACACGAAAAAACAGUAUUUUAGGGCCCAGCAGGUUGUGUCUUAUGUGUGCUUUAAAAAUCCUGUAGCUAUUUAAAUAUUCCACACUGUUGAUGUUAUGGCCAUCAAAUGCCCAGUCGCCGGCGAACUUCAAUUAUCCGCUUUAAUGACAAAUAAAACUGUUUUUUUUUUAUAGUAGGGUGCCUCAAAGAACAGUUCUCGCUAGAUUGCACUUGCCGAACUCAAAUAAUUUAUUAAAACGAUAACCAGGACCAAGGACGUGGUCACUGAGUCGGAUCUACCGUGCUACAAUUAAGUUCACAUGGACGGUAGCUUCCUCAGUGCUUCUCCAUCACUUUAAUUAGUUACGUUCGCUGGUGCCUUGAGGCACACAGGCACAAAUGCAUAAAAACUAAGUAUAACCUGUUUCCCGUCAAACAGUUGGCGAAUUGAUGAAUAACUAUUUCUUUUCUCUAGUUAUUUUCGUGCUUAAAAUAACCCCACCGUUCAUUUGAGAUCGAGAAGUUUAUAGCGCUUUUUAAACAAGGACGAAGAUAAAGAAGAUAAAGUACGCACAGCGUUAUCAGCGUAUGAAUAGAUAAUCAUUUUUCUACAUAAUGGUCUUGAGACCGUGUUAUAUUGUUAUAUUUGUUGAGGCACCAGUUACGGCUUAAGUCGCGUGAGACAAAAUCGGGAAAGAUCCGCUGUAUCAGAUUGUUUGACAUUUAUUAUGAAAUUUCCCUUGUAUUCUCUAUCGCUACGCUCAGCCGAAUAGGAAAUAUUUCGGUUAUAAAAGUAUGUAAAAAACAAAAUAAAUAAAGAUACAGAACACUAAGAAGAGGUAGACUCAAGCUGCAUCAAAAGAGAUAACAAGAUAUGCUGAGCACAAAAUUAACAAAGUGAACGCAGUCAGAUUGCUAAAAGCGAUGCAAAAGUAAAAAUUAAACGUAGGUAUAAAAUAUUUAAACCUCAUACAUAAGAAAACGAAAAAGGAGCCGCGAGUACUUACGUAAACUGGUCGGCGUCAAGUGCGCAUGCUGUGAAAUUCACUAGGAGUAGCGUAUAAGGUGUCUAAUGAUCCCAAAGGAAACUAAACAAAGUAAUCAACAACUAAAAGAAAUAUAUUUGUGUUCCUUUUCCUGUUCUUUGGUUUUACUUUUAAUUUAUCUUCCAGAUUUUUCAGGUACACACCUGCGAACUGGCGUACUGCUAGUUACGCCCCGAUUGAAUCCUGAGCUCUUUAUGUAAUUUUGUAAAACGGCGUUCAUUUUUCAUUUGCCUAAAGCACUUCGAAUUCCAACAACGUUAGCAAGUCCAAACUGAAGUGUCAAUGAUUUGCUUAAAAACCAGCUUUAACUCUUAAUUACGGCGGAAAGGCGGAACAACUUGAAUUUACAACUUUUUUUCCAUUAUUUGAUAAUUACCGAGGUUUUGUAUGUGAAAUACUUGAAAGAGCGGUUAUGAAAACUUUGCUUCAAAAAGCAACCGUUAGAAAACGCCCAGCCGCUAAUACACAAAUUAGAUUUUAAGGAACAAAAAACUGUACUCAGGAUGAAUUUUGAUUUCCUUGGCAUCGGCUUAUUUAUGUUUAUAUCUUUUUUUUCCAAAGUAGCGUUAAUUAUUCGACGUUGUGCAUUUAAAAUAUUGCCAUCUGCGACGCGAAUAUCGAAAUAGACGUAACUACAAAUUGACAGAAGGAAGAAAUUUAAUUAAUGAUCUGACGCACUGAAUCUAUUAGCAGGCACUCCACUCUUGUUGAGAAAGAUCUGGAACUAAUUAAUAUUUAAUCUAUACUUUGUUUCAAAGAGAACGUUCACGGAAGGUCUCUUUUCUUUUUAGAGAAACUAAACUGACACUACGAAUUCUAAACAUGAACUCAACAGACCUGAAGGAGGAUUUGAUAGAGUAUGAAGAUGCUACGUGGAUCUUGACAAACUCGUUUAUCAUUUUUACAAUGCAGUCAGGAUUCGGUCUUCUAGAAUCCGGUAUGGUUUCCGUAAAAAAUGAAGCAAACAUCAUGGUAAAGAACGCUGUCGACGUCAUUUUUGGUGGAUUCUCAUACUGGGUGUUUGGAUUUGCGUUCAGUUUCGGCAUUCCAGAACGAGGGAAUCCUUUUUGUGGAUUGGGUUAUUUCUUAACAGACGCAGAGGAAAGCAAAAUAGGUCACGUAUAUUCCCAGUAUUUUUUCCAGCUUUCAUUCGCCACUACAGCGACCACCAUUGUUUCUGGUGCAAUGGCGGAAAGAAUUAAACUCAAAGCCUACAUCUUGUACUCAUUCCUGAACACUCUGACAUACAGCUUCCCGGCACAUUGGAUUUGGGAUGAAAACGGUUUUCUCUAUACAAUGGGCGCAGUGGACAUUGCUGGGUGCAGUGCAGUGCAUUUGGUUGGCGGAGUAAGCGGUUUAGUGGCGACGAUGAUGCUAAAGCCACGUAGCGGAAGAUUCGAUAAGAAUGCUCCUCCAACACAAAUGGCUUCCCCGACAAAUGUUCUCUUAGGGACUUUCAUGCUGUGGUGGGGAUGGUUGGGCUUCAACUGCGGAAGUACAUUCGGGAUAACUGGGAUGAAAUGGAAGCUAGCGUCCAGGUACGACUUAAGAAGUGACUUCUUAUGACUUUUCUUAAGUGAAGUGACUUUGGGGUCAUCAAUGUUAUUUCUUAAGAUUUCAGUAGUAUUUCGUGAGAAUCUCCUGAUUGACUUAUUUUAUUUAUUUAUUAUUAUUUUUUUGUUACAUAUGAUACUGUUGUGUUUAUGUUAAUAUCAGAGGUGGUGAUUUAGGGAACUACAGUGUUCUCUAUUACAUAUUUUUAUUCAUUCAAAAUAUUUCCCCGAUUUUGAUUGGCUAAAAGCACACGCAUAAUUCACCAUAACCAGUUACUGAUGACCAAAUUUGGAAGAAUUUUGUCUUUAACGAGGAAAUGACGUCAAAAAUGCAGCGUUCUUGCAGGUUAAUUUACCGUUAACCGAGAAGACCUGGGGACGAGGUUGAGUUGUUUUGGUUGUGAACACAAAAAUGGCGGACAUUUCACUCGUUUCAAGAGUAAGAACUAGGCGAAAUUAUAGCUAACAACAUGGCAAGAACAGUAAGAACACAACUCGAAGGGCGACAUCUGCUAUUUGGACAAUAUUUGCUGAGCUGAAUAACCCUUAACAUGCACUAUCGAAGGUGAACUUAACAUCGAUGGAGGUAAGUAUGUUUUUAAUUAGCUUUAUUUUUAAACUAGGAAUUAUUUUGAAUGAAUAAUACAACAAUUAUUGAAUUCGGCUUUCGCAUCAUAUGAAGAAUUAUGGAGAUCUAGGAGGUUGUUAUCCGCCUCAGCCUACGGCCUCGACGGAUAACACCCUCCUCCAUUUCGAUAAUUCUUCAUAAGAUACUUAGCCUCAUUCAUUAAUUGUUAAUUUAUUGCAUUAGGUCGGCGGUCGUGACGAUAAACGGAGCUAUUGGAGGAGGAGUUGUGGGAACAGCAUACAGGUAUGUGAGCUGUAACAGGCAGGUUAAAAGCUUAAGCUGUGAUACGAGUAAAACAUUAAUAACGAUAAUGACGAGUUUUUAAUUAUAACUACUUUUUCCAUGACGAUUCACGUACUGUAAUUAUCACGAUAAAAACUUUCAUCAGUGCCCAACUUUUGAGAUAAAAUGUUAGCGAAUAGAGCGUUUUCACUUGACGUCAUGGCGGCCAUAUUGGUGUUCCAAACCAGUCCUGUAGGAGUUUAACUCUUUUCUUAUGUAAACGCUUUCUUUUAUUCCAAUACACUUGCAUAGAUGCUGGCCAUGUGAGUGAAAACAUUCUGCAGAGUCAUUAAAGCUGAGAAUCCACGAGCGCUCCGACUAUAGGCGAAUCUUUGUUUACAUUUAUGCCAUCUUUUAUCAUUCUCUGAUCAAGCUAAUAAAAUACCAUCUGUGAGUAUUGAGAGUGCACGUUCAUAUCUGUACUCCCUAUUCUACCGAAUAGUUUCGGAGAAAUUCGCUGUUAAAAACUUCAUCCCUAUUUUUUUUACAAAGGUAUGGAUUACUCGUUUUUUUUAACCACCCAGCAAUUUAGAAGUUAUUUAUGGGUGUCAUUUUCUCUGAACAUCCUCUUUCCAACAUUUGAACUUCAUUUGUACUUAUUAUGCGGCAACAGCUUCUAUUCGCAAUUACCACCUCUCCCAUAAUACACCUUGUUUGCCCUCCUCUCCCGCACAAAAAAUACAAACCCUUUGUUUUUAGUUUCUCCUGAGUAUUACAAUGGUCCCACGAGGAAUUGAAGACAAUGCUAAUGCAAAGUUUUGGGGGGCAAACAAGGUGUAUUAUCAUUCGAAGCAAAUUUUCCUUUCUUUUCAUUGGCCGAGAGCCCACCACGUGACCUCCAACUGCCUACAAGUAAUGGUCUGCUCACGCGCAAUGCCGUCCAACUGUGUUUGGCUGCAAAUAAUAUUCUGCACAUGCGUAAAGGAAACCGUGCUUUUCUCCUUCUUGCGAUCGCUCUUGCGUGAAAAUAGCAGAUCGCUUCGCUGCCCGAAGAUAUUCAUUAAAAAAACAAACUCGGAGAUUGAAUGAUAAAACAAUUAUUGAACUCGGUUAUUAUUUGCCUCAGCCUUCGGCUUCGACAAAUAAUUGAUCUGCUUGCCACAGACAAAUCGCGAUAAUUUUGCUUAACUUCGUCCAAUAAUUGUUAAUUAUGGCAGAAGGGCAACUUGUAAAUGGGUAAAUUCGUACGCUGAUGAGCAAAAUUAAUGAUGAUGUCAGCAAAGAAUUUCACCCUCAUGUGAAGCGCAAUGAUGUGCGAAUUGACUGAUCACAAAAGAUGUUAUCACUACUAACUAAAAAUUUUGACUUUUCUGAUCAAAACGCAAGUCACAAAUUUGCCUUGAUAUGAAAUCAAAACUUUCUCUAACGUCAAAGAGCAACAUUUAGCUUUUUUCCUUUUAAUAAACACCCCGUCCUCAGAUUCACCAAAAGAAGGAUAAAAUUGCAAGUAAAGAUUGCAUUAAUUCAGGAAGCUGUGAGAAAGUUGUCAAAAUGCUUGGGUACUUCUCACCUUGAGGAGGACUCAAGGACUUCCGUUUUUAUGCAAGUUUUUUUGCUUUUGCAGUCAUUUUUGUUAGGUGUCAAAGAGGCCGCGUCACUGUUGUCUAGGACAUUAAUUUUUGUUACGUUUGGCACAAUUACGCUUCCUUAUACGCUACUGAACUUAACGUUAAAAAAGAAAGUACCUAAUAUAAACGACAAAUUCACAGCUUCUUGUCGAACAAAUAAUUUGUACUUCCCAAGCAUGUUUCAAACACCGAAAAUGAACUUCAAGAAUCUAUUGGGCCAACAAGUUUUCAAAACCCCGCAAUUUCGAUCCAUUUCAAUGUUCUUCAAGUUUGUUCAUUUGCUGAGUUAUUAAUACCUUCUGUAAUGUUUUGAGCGAUUAUUUUCAUGUUUCUCUCAAUUUAGUGGGAGUUUCUACUCCUUAAAAGCUAAUACAAACAAGACUGAAUGGAGAAAAUUUCUCUGACAGCGAUGUUUUGCAAACACCUCUAUCGUUUAACCCCUCGACCUGCGAGUGUUUGGCUACACCUGUACAGUAUAAUGGAUUUUUGGUUUGUUGUUAGCUGUUUUUCCACUUUCAUUCUCUUUUCAGUUACAUUGUCUAUAAUAAGAAGAUAGAUAUUCCAAUCUUUGUCACCGGGAUUCUGUCAGGUCUCGUGGGUAUCACUGGUAAGUCCCGCGUUGUUACUCCCUCGUGACUAAAGCCAGAGUAAAAUUUAGCUUGGGUGGCAUGCAUCGAAAGGUGAGGAAAUGGAAAGAAAAAUGGAGAGGAAAAGGCGAGAGAAGGAAAGGGACGCCGCUCAGUCUCUCUUUUCCCAUUCACGCUUUCCUCCCUCUUCCCCUUCAAUUCAGUUUUGAGGCUGCACGCAAGCUAAGUAAAAUUAGAUUAAGGUGGCUGAACACAGUUUUGGCAGUUUGUGAGUAUAUGUCAUUUGCCAUAUCAUGACAAGAGCAAGUUAAGGUUGCAGCUCACAAGCUGAAACUUGGCAAGUGAAAAAUAUACUGAUGAAAGAUUUUGACAGGUAAAAUGUGACGUUAAAAUUUCACUUUAGCUCAGUUUACAUAAAAUUACUCAUUAGCUUUUGCUACAAACUUGCGCACAGCUUACUAUAAUUGAUCAUUACCAUUUGAAACUUAUUUGACCAAAUUUUAACAGACGGGUUUUAGAUAAUCAAUAAUAUGAUUUCAAAAGUAGAUUGAGUUUGAUCGUCCGGGUGAACAUAGUCCUGAAUAGGACUGUUGUUGUUGACAGUGACCGACGUUUCGACAACCCGUGCGGUACUCAUCUUCAGAGUCAAAGUGAGUUGUAUCACGUCAGUUGAUGGUAUUAUACUCUGGUCAUUGAUCUGAUUGUUCAAUUACGUCGCGAUGUUAUUGGUCGUCUGUCAGUUAAGCCGUGAUGUUAUUGGCUAUGAAGACUCAUAAUCAGUAAUUGGUGCGUUUCGAUCCGUCUAUUGUCACAGUUAAACAGUUGUCUAUUGUUAGUCAAAUUGUCAGUUCUCCAGUCGUUCUCUCGUAGUUAGUUUUGCUUGAUCUCGUCAAUAAAUCGUUUGUACGGCGCUGGUAGCUGUUGGCUACGAUUCAACACAGGUUGUCGAAACGUCAGUCACUGUCAACAACAACAGUCCUAUUCGGGACUACGUUCACCCGGACGAUCAAACUCAGUCUACUUUUCAAAUGACUCCUGGGUUCAAACCUUUCACAAUAUGAUAGUACUGUAAUUAUUAAAUGUAUCUCAAAAUUCGUCCGUUCAACUUCCAUUUUAAAGUUCUUGUUAUUGAAAGUACGAUAACAGAAAAAAUUCUGCCAAAUAUCACAAAAUUUAAGAGUAGAUUUUGAGAAAUUGUCUUCUGUGUACCAUUGCUUUUUUCGCCGCCAUGUUUGUUUGUCGAGUUACCGCUGACCGCCCGCAAAAUUGAGUUCAGUCACCUUAAAGAGAUCACAAUUAAACAAUUAAGUGCCAGUGGACUAUAAAGGUUGAUACGAACUUAAUGGACAAUAAUACAUUUUUAGGUCGCCUACAUCUCAUGUUUGAUUUCUUCUUCUGAUUAAAACCACAGGGGAAAUAAACAGACCAUCACCCAACCCCUAAAUCACAGUGGUUAAAGAUGGUCUUACUAGCUCCUUUUUCUCAACUGUACCACCAAGAACUAUACACCAUUGAAGCUUUUUUAGACAGUUCCUAAAGGUAGAUCUGUCAUCGACAGUGGCUAGUGUCAUUUUCAAAAGUAUAACUAAUGCAAAUGUACUGUAUAAAAUGCCAUUCACAAAAAAGUCUGUAUGCCGCAAAUAACUCUAACGACCAGUCUUUUACUUAAACCUGUCUCCUUUUGGCAGCAAUCUGCACAGUCGCACGUCCAUGGGAAGGACUCCUUAUUGGUGCUGUUGGCGCUAUUGUCGCAUGUCCUGGGUGUGCUCUUCUUGAACGACUCAAAAUCGAUGACCCAGUUGGUUGCGUCCCCACCCACUUUUUAGCGGGGAUUUGGGGGCUCCUGGCUGUUGCCCUCUUUGCUGAGAAAGACACUGUCGAAUACACAUUUUCUGACGAGUUUGGAAUUUUAAAAGGCGGUCCUUGGAAGUUUUUAGGAGUACAGGCAUUAACUGUUGUAACAGUUUCGGCUUGGGCAGCGAUUACUACUUUUCUCCAGCUACUUUUGAUCGAUAAGCUAGUUGGAAUCCGCAUGAAACCACAGGAUGAACUGAUCGGCGCGGACAAAGUUGAGCACGGAAUUGAACAAACCAGCAAUCAAGUCCACCACGCCUGGGAGAAAACCAAUGGUCACGCUAACAGCAGGGAAAAUACUGCAUAUAUAGCAGAGGAUGAUAAAGAGAGGCCUCGAACUUCUCCAAGACCUUCAAGUUCUCCUUCAUUUCAAGUGCUCCGCGUAGUUCCGGUUACGACUGAAAUGGCUUUUGAUGAACAAGGGGGAAAUUUUAACACACCGCAUUGAGUCAAGCAAUUUCAUGUACAUCGGCAUCAUCUUGUUUUGUUAUACGUGCGUUAGGAUUAAAUAGCUUUUCUGAUGAAUACAAAGACAACAGCAAAAAAAAAAAAUGAUUAACUGACUCCUUGGUGAUGUCACCACGGAUCUGCCACGUCAUGUCACCACACAAGACCACCUACGUUAUCCUUUCGUAGUGCCUGCUGUUACACUCCAGUGACCUUAGAAUUUUCCAAAUAGUAAAAUAGUAUUCGCUUUAUCAGUUUUUCCGAGAAUCGAUGGCACAAAUUGAAAUAUUUAGCCUAGAUAUUUUAAGUUGGAAUCCCUUGCUUGCCGUUGUUAGAGCAAAUGACAACCAUGAAUAGUUUUAUUGGACUUUUAUUGAGUACUUUUUACAGUCACGGCAGGACAAGCGUACCCCCCCAAGAUUCUAUUAAUGAAUUGAUUAUUGAAAAAUGAAUCCGUUAGUCGUUCCCGUAACUGGUGUCUGCAUGCGUAAUGAGCCGCUAUCGUACGAGAACUUCUCUGUAUUUGGUCAGAUUGAAAAUCUUUGAAUGGAUUAAGUUUCUCAGAAGACAUUUACAUCAAAUU